AUGCUCCGUUCCAUUCUCCCGCGCCAGAAUCAUUUUCUGCUGCUGCAACUCCGCUCCAUCUCCAGUGCAUCAAUGUCGGCUACGCCUGUGGAAGACGCCAUCCGCGCGAAGCUCCAACAAACCUUACAACCUUCCACCCUCAUAAUCCGCAAUGACUCUAAACUCCACGCCCACCACGAGCCUAUGCGCGGGAACACAUCGACAGAGACGCAUUUCCACAUAACAGUAACUUCACCCUCGUUCGCAUCCAAGACGCAAGCCGCACGACAUCGCAUGGUCUACGCUGCGCUGAAGGAGGAGUUGGCACGGGAGGGGGGGAUUCAUGCGUUACAGUUGAAAACGCGGACGGCGGAGGAGGAGGCGAGGGACCAGGUGAGGGAGACUAAGGAGAAGGAGGUUGAGACGGAGUGA
Messenger RNA from Histoplasma capsulatum G186AR, 411 nucleotides. Its product is annotated as BolA domain-containing protein. Bases 1 to 411 code for a protein of 136 amino acids. The transcript is spliced from 3 exons. The record is from RefSeq and is a predicted model, not a curated record. NCBI's taxonomy places the organism in Eukaryota, Fungi, Ascomycota, Eurotiomycetes, Onygenales, Ajellomycetaceae.